Molecule: messenger RNA, 2550 nt
Organism: Symbiodinium natans
Lineage: Eukaryota; Dinophyceae; Suessiales; Symbiodiniaceae
Source: the annotation of a GenBank genome assembly
AUGUCCCAAGACCACCCCGAAGCCACCUCGAACUCAGAGUCGCCCUGCGAUGCGGACGUGUACGCGCGGAGCUGGUUUGUGCCUAGCCCGCCAGACGUUGACGGCAUUUCGUGCGACGGCGGGCCUUGUCGCGCUGCCGUGGUGUGGCCUUGCAGCGGCGGCCACCGUGUUCUCAUUGCGAACAUCAGCGGCAGUGUGACGAACCAGAAUGAGAUUUUGCUCUCACUCUUGGUUACGUUAUCGCGACUGCAGAACGGCGCUGGCAAGUGUGUCGAGUUGACUGCGAGGUUGGUUGAGUGGAUUGCCACGCUGUGCGAACCUUCGGUUGCGACCCGUGCAUCCGCUGCCCUUGCCGGGGCCCACUGGCCCGCCGUUGCCUGUUUGCGGCGCAGCCGGGUGCAGCUUGCUGAUUCGUACGUGGCCUCCACUGAGACCGCUGCUAUUUGUAUUUACAGCAGCCACGCAGACACUCGCCGCAACGUACCUCGGCCGCAGUUGCCGGACCGGCCGUUUGACACCAUUCCGCUGUUGUACACCCUGCCUGGUCGUUGUUUUCCCGACACCCUGCGGGCGGUUUUGGCCCACGUCGUGAACUGCGGAGUUGACGCUGCGCACAGCCCGCGCGACCUGUGGUGGUUCGCGUACGAUUGUACUGGGCACUUUGGCUGGAUUCGGGAUGAUGAGUGCACUCACAUCUCACCAGCGGUUGUUGACAAGGGCGACUUGGUCACGGGCUUUCUCAAGUUCUUUUGUGAGGCGCACGAGGUUGCGCUGCGCCCUGCUGGCCUCACUCGUUCGCACCCAGCGAUUUGCGACGCGCGCUAUUUGCUCUUGACUUUGGGCGUGCGCGUGCGAUUUGCCGAUACCGCCGGCGCGACGGUCUUGCAAAUCGGCGCAGGCAGUGAAAUCCUUGCCGAAUAUGAAGCUCUUGUCAGCAGCACGUCUGGCAGCGACUUCGGCCGAUUGUACCAUUCUGCUGCCGUGAGGUGCGUUCGCCGCAACGAGGUCGGCCGGGUCGCCGCUCGCGACGCGCAGCCUACCGGCACGCUCCGGGCCUGUCAGUCCAUUGGUGCCGUCGCCGCCGCUGACGAGCUUGUUUUGGAGCAUCUGCGCACGGCUGGCACCUGUGCCUUGUGUCGGCUGCAUGCUGCCGGCCUUGCAGAGCAUCGCGUUACGGGCGGCCAAGACACUGCGAAGGAGUGGCGGACCGUCGACGCUGGUUCGGAGUUUGCUGCUGUAGGUGGAUGGGCUGCGGGGGCUCCAGAGCCGCCUGCUGGUUGUGCAGGCCCCGAGCUUCAGCGCACGCGGUCUGGCAACCCUGCGACGAGCCCUGACAACACUACGCUUUUUGCCGCUGUGCAGAUGUACGGCCGGCAGCGCAACGCUUUGGAACGGGCUAUUCGGGACAGAUCGUACGACAUUGCGGCCGUUGCGCACGCUCAGCCUUCGUUCGAUUUUGACGUCGACGACUGCGUGCGCCGCAUCAUUGAUGCUGUUCGGACUGCCAUGUCCACAGUUCCCGUGGUUGUUGAUCCUGUGCCGCCCGCGGUCGUUUCAGCUGACAUCGCCCGUCGCCGGCGCUCCGAGCGAGAGCGUUCUUGUCACCCUGCGCCCGAGGGCAAUUCUGUAGCACCAGAAGAGCCGCCGCUAGCUGGCGGGCAGCAUCGUGUUGCAAGCUCACCCGUGCCUGCUCGACCUGCGGGCAAAGAGGUGCGUUUUGAUGCUGCUCAGGUGCCGGUUCACGUGCCGACCGCCUUCAUUCGGCCUCGCGGUGUUGUUGUUGGCGGGGACCCUUCAACUCUUUGCUUGGUUGUCGGGCAGCCUUGCCAUGGGGCCAUGAGGCCGCCAGUCGGCUCACGUGACGCCCCACCCAAGAUUGAUGUCGAAGAGAGAAACCAGCUCUUCACCAAGCGGCUCGGCGACUUGCGCACGCAUAUCAAGCUACGGCGCAAGGGGACGCGCCCAAGCGAGUGCGGGCAGCGCUUCGUACUCAUAGCUCUCACAGAGGGUGUUGUUUGCAUACCAGCGCACAUCUCACCCGUGCCCCUUAUCGACGGCCUCAACGAGUUUGUUGCUGAGCAUCCCACGCCUGCAGCGCUCUUGAUGAUCAUGACUGCGUUUCUGUUUCCGGACGUGCGCAACUGGGCGGUUUGCGACAUGCGUGACCGUUUCGACCCGGACCGCUUGCCUGUACUCACCGCCGGGACCGACGUUUACUGCGACACCGAGUUUUGCAACGCCGAACCAAGUUUGGUUGUGCUCACGUGCCUUUUGCCGGAGCACCGUUUGCUUCUGUUCGUUCGAAGCGAUACGUACUCCGAAUUGCACACGUACUUUCGCAACGCACGGCUGCUGUUUUGGAACAGCGCAGGCGAUCUUCAAGCUCUUUACAGCGCUGAUGGUGAUCAGGCGGCUCGCUUCGACGUGCUUGACGUGCGGCUCCAAGAGGCAGCCGCGCAGGCUGCCAAGAUCCGCAUGGACAAGGUACUGGUACCGUCGCUGCCGAUGACAAAGGAGGAGAAGAAGGAAGAGAAGAAGGAGGAGGAGUAA